AUGCCGGGCACGCUUUUGUCGCAGAAUGGCACUCCCGCUGACUAUGAAAAUGGAGAUAACGUGUCAUUCCAAAACCGGCUUAUCAAGGAAGGCAUCAGAAGCCAGCUCCUGCAGCUAAAAGAUUUCACUGAAAAUGAAAGCACCACCAUUGAAACCAUACGCGACUACCUUGAGAAUUUCUUGAGGAGUCGUUCAUUAAUACGUCGCGUGAGCAAAACAAAACUGGCUUCCGGGAAUUCAAGCAUGCCAGAGCGAAUUUCUCUUCGCAAUAUGCUCUCCAGUUAUUGGGACAACUCAUCCCCCUUCGCCAUCGACUUGAUGGGGGCGGUCAUACGGCAAGGGACUUUUGUGGACAAGAUGGACAAGCUCGGUUGGCUACGUUCGCCAAAUUUGAGAUCCACCAUGGGUCACUUUAUUAGCAAAUAUGGAGUGUUCUUCCAAAUGAUAGCCAAGAACAAAGGCCAUGCUGUUGUGCCCACUCUCGAUGUAGACCUGAUUUGGCACACGCACCAGCUUUCUCCCGCCCGUUAUUACACGUUCUCGAGUGCGCAAACGGGGGGCAUAUUUAUCAAUCAUGACGACAAAAUCGACGAGAUAAAGCUCAACGAUGCCUUUGCAUGGACCACAAGACAAUACCAAGUAUCUGCUGGUAUUGUGAGGCGGUGCACCAAAACUGCCCAGCUUGAAUCGUGCUGGGAGAAAGCGCAGCGACGGUCAUAUAGCCGCAGUGACAGCAGAGAGUACUGUAAUGUCCACGAAGACCUGUCAAGGAAGGCUUUUUACGGCCCCUACGCUCGCGAUCCAGGAAUUCACCGUGAGAUAUACCCUUCCAAUCCAACCUAUGUGAAAAUCACCGCAGGUAUGGUUGGAAACUGCAUCAGCGGAACACAGGGUGUCGGUCUUGCACAAGGUGCAUGUGUGAGUGGCACCAUGUCCGCCCAGACAAGAGGGAAAGAUACUAUCCGCGCAGCCUAUCAUCAAGAGUUGUCUCCUACAUCUCCCAGUGAUAUCAGCGCUAGAGCAUGCGUGAUGGCAUUUCUUGCCAUGGGGUCAAUGUUUUGCAAUUCUUCGGAUAUGGGUCAAAUGGCCGAGUUUGCGUCUGAGGCGUAUUACUUGCUGCCCAAAGUUCUCAGUGACUCUGUCACCCUGGACGGCCUGCAAACACUUCUAAUACUGUGCAUCCACAGCCAAGCUAUAGUUGGCGACCUGUUUACCCAGGAGCUUCUCAUAGCCGCAGCAACUAGAUUUACCUUUCAUCUCGAAGGAAAUAUAAUUCCCACCCAUAUGGAUGCGCCGUCAUUACCACUGCAGCGACACAUCCGCACGCUGUUCUGGCUAUGCUAUAUCGUGGACCAUGAACAUAGCCUGCGGAGCGGUCUACCUCCAAACUUCAACGACGCUCACUGUGAUCUCUCUGUUCCGGACUGCUAUGGUGAUUCGUCUACCCCUAGCACCUGUUCGCCUCUAUUUCUCCCAUUUAUCCGUCUCUCAAUCGUCCAGUCGGAAAUAUACCGUCGCCUGUAUGCUGUUUCCGCACUUCGACAAACCGAUGCCCAGCUACUCCGCACAAUCCGAGACCUGGAUGAGCUGUUAGAGAACUGGAAGCUUUCGAUCCCAGUCGAAAACAGACCCACAUUCACCGAUCGACCCUCUGACGCGGGAAGCAUGCCAUCGUCCAUCAUGCAACUACAAUAUCACUACUGCAUGGCCACUAUCCACCAAGCAAGCGGUCGCUGUAGCUCCUGGGCCCAGAACCAGAAUACCCACGGCCCGGGCUCCAGCCUGGCAAUCAGCGUCGAAGCUAGCCGAUCGCUUUUGCGAAAGUUUUCCGAGUCCGAGCUCGAGUUCCAUCGCUAUAACUUGCUGUUCUGUCUCCCGUAUUUCACCGCUGUCAUGAUUCAUAUUUUCUGCAAUUUUCUUCUUCACCCGCUUGACCCGGGCUGUCAGGCAGAUUUGGAUAUUAUAGAGAAAGUCCCGCAUCGCAUUACGGCAUAUUUGUGGCCGGAAGCACCUGUUGCAUUUCGAAUGCAGGUGGAAUUUGUGAAGGAGUUGAGUGGCGAGUUGAAGCGUCUUGCACAUAGUGCGCUUCGGAAGGCUUUGAAUGGUUGA
This is a messenger RNA of Aspergillus affinis, 2109 nucleotides long. Its product is annotated as putative C6 transcription factor. Bases 1 to 2109 code for a protein of 702 amino acids. Gene Ontology annotation, molecular function: DNA binding; zinc ion binding. The transcript has 5 exons. Gene Ontology annotation, biological process: DNA-templated transcription. The record is from RefSeq and is a predicted model, not a curated record. NCBI's taxonomy places the organism in Eukaryota, Fungi, Ascomycota, Eurotiomycetes, Eurotiales, Aspergillaceae.